Molecule: messenger RNA, 2211 nt
Organism: Hippoglossus stenolepis (Pacific halibut)
Lineage: Eukaryota; Metazoa; Chordata; Actinopteri; Pleuronectiformes; Pleuronectidae
Gene: zdhhc6
Product: zinc finger DHHC-type palmitoyltransferase 6
Exons: 11
Coding region: 425-1663 (412 amino acids)
Biological process (GO): protein palmitoylation
Cellular component (GO): Golgi apparatus
Molecular function (GO): protein binding; palmitoyltransferase activity
Source: RefSeq, a predicted model, not a curated record
GAUUCACAUUUCUGUUAAUAAAUAAAUAGUUAAAAGUAAAAACAAUGUGUCCGCUUCGGGGAGGAAGUUUCUGAAGCACCAUGACCAACGAUCCCCCUCAUACUCAGAAGAAAUUGGAGAAAAACAACAAGGAAGUGAGCAGAUGGGGAAUCUGAGUUUGUCACAAGGAUAGUGUGCUCCGACAAUUGGCUGGAGAGGAUGCUGCUCUUUGCCACGGCAAAGAACAAUGGGACACGGAGAGCCCCAGUGAUACAAGACCAGGACAGUUGCCGGCUACUCAGAAGACGAGAAAAAAUAUGUGCAUCGUCCCCACCUCUGUCAUUGCAAGAUAGCAGAGGAACAAAUUAACACAUUGUUGAAACUUGGUCAAUACAUUUCAGGACUCAACUGACCAACAUAUUGGGUCUAAACGUGUGGCAACAAAAUGAACUUCCUGUCAACUUUUGUGACAUUUGAGAACCUCCAUGAGGUUCGGAGAUUGUGCCACUGGGGACCGGUCAUAGCCCUGUCCGUCAUUGCUAUAUGCUCCACCAUGGCAAUUGUGGACUCCAUUAUCUGGUACUGGCCCCUAGACACUACAGGAGGAAGCAUUAACUUCAUCAUGCUCCUCAACUGGACGGUCCUCAUCCUCUACAACUACUUCAACGCUAUGUUUGUUGGACCUGGAAACAUCCCUCUUGGAUGGAUACCAGAGAAUCAACUGGAAAGCCAGUACCUACAAUACUGCAGAGUGUGCCAUGGGUACAAGGCCCCCAGAUCCCACCACUGUCGCAAGUGUAACAGGUGUGUGAUGAAGAUGGACCACCACUGCCCUUGGAUCAAUAACUGCUGCGGCCACCUUAACCACGGCUACUUCACCAGCUUCCUGCUGCUGGCUCCUCUGGGCUGCUCGCACGCUGCCUUCAUCUUUAUUAUGACCAUGUACACGCAGCUUUAUGAGAGGAUUUCAUUUGGCUGGAGCACUGUGAAGAUUGACAUGAGUGCCGUUCGGCAGUUUCAGCCCCUCAUGCCCUUCAGCGUUCCUGCCUUUGCUGCCACACUCUUUGCCUUAGGCUUGGCACUGGGUACCACUAUUGCGGUCGGCAUGCUUUUCUUCAUACAGAUAAAAGUCAUCUUUCGAAAUAAGACCUCGAUCGAGUCGUGGAUCGAGGAAAAGGCCAAAGACAGAAUACAGCACUACCAAACAGGGGAGGAGUUCAUCUUCCCCUACGACCUCGGCAGCCGCUGGCUGAACUUCAAGCAAGUGAUCACAUGGACAGGGAUGCCCAAGGGUGACGGUAUUGAAUGGCCAGUCCAUCCCAAGUGUCACCAGCACACCUUAACUAUUGAGCAACUGAAGCAGAAAGCUGAUAAACGAGUGAGAAGUCAGGUCCAGUACCAGGCGGUGGAACACUAUAACGGAGCUUGCUGCCCUCUCAGCAAGGGGAUCCAAACAUUUUUCCGAACCCCGUGCACCGAGGAGCCCAGGAUCCCGCUCAACAAGGGGGACACCAUCCUUGCCACCCGUGGCACCAAAUGGUGGAUGUACGGAGACAAAGUUCUGAAUGAGGAGCAAAUGACAGGGGGGGAGCGUGUAAGGGGAUGGUUCCCAAGGCGAUGUGUGGAGAAGUGCCAUUAUGACACAGCUGCCAGCGAUAGCACCAGCGAAAAGAAAGUAAAUUAAUGUAUUUCAACUGGCUUUAUGUAGAGCAGGGGAGUUCAACUGAACAGAAGGCGUCAAUGUUCAUUAUCAUGCAUCCACUGAAGAUGUCAUGCCUCAUGCUGCAGGCUCACCAUCAAGAAUUGCAUACUUUGAUUUAAAGUUUCGCCCACAUUUCAAGCCCAACUUUAAUUUGUUUUAAAGGUUCAUCGUUCCCUAAAUCUUAACGAGCACUUUGCUGUCAAUUCACGUCUUAAAGAGAAGGACUCGUCCCCCCGGGUUCAGUUUGACUCCUCUGACCAAAAAGUGAAACCCAGCAAGAGUCUUAAUUUUUCAAUAAUUGCCACCAGGCUUUAAUGUGACUUCAUUGUGAUGACUUUUUACUUGAAUAUGUUGUGUUUACUGGUUGAUGUCCUUUUUUGCUAUAUAUGCAAAUGCCUCUGCCCAGCUAACCCCAGGGCUCCGUCAUGCAACUCUUUCUACAGUAUGGAGAUAACACGGAAUUUCUUUUUAUUAUUUUUGUAAAAACGAAAUGUUGGCCUCAAAGUAUAAAUUAAAAAAAAGAAAUCUUG